UGGCAACCUCCGGUGCUAACACAGACUUAGUGCCUCGCCGCACCACUCACCACAUGCAGAGAAAUCAAAAUUAAUGGCGGCGUAUCUUUCCAUGCUCUUUCCAUGUUCUUGCUACAAACUUGUCUUCGUACGAUCUGUGCUGCGGCUGCUUACAGCUACGUAGUUAUCCACGUGAACUCGCAGACAAUUCAACGAUACAUUCUCUCAAGGAUACGCAACUUGCUGUGGUGGCGGUGGCGGUGGCGGUGGCGGUGGAGGUGGAGGUGGAGGUGGAGGUGGAGGUGGAGGUUGUCAUAGCAGUGGGAAGGAGGAGGGGGAGGAGGCUCUCAGGCCUUUGCAAAUAGCAGCGUUAUGGGGGUUGUGUAACUUGCAAUCAUAAUGGCGCUUAAUUCCGUCGAGGAGAGGAUGAUCUGCUAUUGCGAUCCGUUGGAGGCGACCAGCAGCACCUUGUCGAGCGUGUACGCUGGCGAGAAUCCCUUGAAAACGUCGAUCGUGUUGGUACUCCUCGCUCAGAUCUCCAUGUCCGUGUUGUUGAGCAGAGGGAUACAUAUUUUGCUACGUCCCCUUAAACAGCCUCUCCUCCUCUCGGAGGCCAUAGCUGGCAUCCUAUUGGGUCCAUCAUUCUUCGGCCGGAUCAAAAGUUUCCGUGACAUUUUUUUUCCUAGCUGGUCAAUCAUGACUUUGGGCGCAGUUGCUGACAUUGGUAUCAUCUUCUUGGUGUUCUUGGUCGGCGUCCACGUGGAUUCUUCCAACCUUAGAAAUUUUGCGCGGGCUAUUGGCUUGAUAGCACUAGCAGGCUUUCUUAUCCCAUUCGCCACCGCCGCUGUCACGUCUUUUAUGGUGUGGGAGGCGCUUGGCGUCGUUACAACAACACAGGGCGAGCUGUCCUUCCUGAUAGGCAUCUCGUUGAGCGUGUCCGCUUUCCCAUUCCUCUCCAAGAUUCUAGAAGAGAGGGAACUCCUUGCAACUACCAUGGGGCAACUAAUUCUCCCCGCCUCUGCACUGAUCGAUGUUGCAGCUCUCUGGGCCCUGUCCUGGACCAUCAUGUUCUUGAACAACAUAUUGCAGGUCAACGUCCUCCUAUUUACCUUGUCAUCGACUGUGUCUUUCAUCAUCUUCAAGCUGACCGUCGUCGGUCCCAUCAUCGAGGAAGUCGGCCAGCGCAGCAGGAGCCUCGACUCCGUUCCGGAUCUCUGGAUUGCCUUCACACUGGUGAGUGCCCUCGGUUCGUCCUUCAUCAGCAACUUGUUAGAUAUGCCUCCAAUGUUCGGGGCCUUUCUGUUUGGCCUUCUGGUACCGGAGGGGACACCUCUUGCCACUGCUGUGACAGACAAACUGGAGACCUUGAUUCUGCUCUUCGUCCCCCUAUUUUACCUCCGUAUCGGCCUGGACUUCGACAUCGACACCAUUAAUUCCGGCCCCAUCUUUGGCGUCUUUCUGUCCACGUUCAUUGUUACGAAUAUUUCCAAAGUAGUCAGCUGUGGGGGGGUGGCAAUGUACUUGGGUUUCGGUAAGAGAAGGUCCUUGGUACUGGGUGUGCUCAUGGCCUCCAGGGGGUUGAUGCAAUUGAUCGUUACUAACACCUGCUUCAAUGCACACCUGAUCAACCCGCGCACGUACUCGUGGCUGGUGCUGAUGGGAGUGGUUACCGACCUCUGCGUAUCGCCCAUCGUGGGGGAACUGUACAGCGAGAAGGAUAGGGUGGAGCAAGACUUGCGAUACCUGCGCAUAUAUGAGACAGUGACCACCGGAAAGAGGGACCCCUUGCUGGAUCCCUUCUCUCAUCUUCAUGUGCUACUGUGGUUCGACAGCUUGAAGGUAGCACCUUCAAUGGUCACUCUGAUGGAGAUGUGUAAGGGGAGUGACCUCAAGGGGAGCCAUCUCAAGGUGCAUAUAGCUUACCUCUUCAGUCUUUCGUCUGCUUGCGCCAAGCCUUCCCAGUUGAUGGCCAUCAACGCGGACGAUAUAAGGACCCGAAUGGUCAGAUGGAAACGCGUUCCUCUGAUUUACAAGGCCUUUGGAAGGACCAGCGAGGUGAAGCUUCAGCCUUCUCUGUCUAUCACUACCGAUGAUGACAUGCAUUGGGACAUUCUCUCGGUCGCCGAGCAUAAGCAUGCAGACGUUAUCUUCCUCCCUUAUCACACCUCGGGUUCUGGGUUGCCCGGCCUGCAAGCCGUGGACAUCAGCAAAUCCAACAAGGUAGUCCUUGACGUGCUUCGCAUCUGCCCGUGCAACGUUGCAGUAUCUAUCGCUCCCAUGCAGAAUGGGUCAGAAGAGGCCCUCAAAGCUGUUAGGGGCAUGUUAGGGGACCCUGAAGACGACAGCAUGCCUGCUAAGUACUCUGUCCUGGUCCUCUUCUUUGGGGGCCCUGAUGAUCGGGUUGCUUUGGGGCUAGCUGGGCGAUUCUUCCAACAUAAGAGGAUUGACGUCCAUGUGAUAAGAUUCUUGCCCCAGCAGGACACACCAGGGGCAGACGACUACUUCAAGGCAAGUGCCUCGUUGAGUGCCUUGAUGGAUUCAGAGAAGACGUCUCUGGAAAAGGAAAAGGCACUGCGGGAAAAGAGUGAAAAGAAUGAAGGGACGGAGGCGGCGUCCCCACGGCGGAGCUCAGAGAAAGUCCUGUCACUCCACAGAGCGGAGCUGCAUAUGGACCAAACGGCCUUGUCUUUUUGGUGUCUACACCGGUCUGACAACAGCCAAUCAGUGACAGACGAUACUCAGUCAUACAGGAAGAAACGAGGGAGAAUGAAGGUAGAGAUGCAGACAGUGCAUGACCCUCUGGCAGCUGCAGUCGUUGCAGCUUAUGAGAAGGACUACGACCUUGUGCUGGUGGGAAGGGGUCAUAUAAAGCCUCCUCCAAUCAUAGCCAAAGCUGCUGCCAAUCUUCGGGCUAGCAAUACACGUUUGAUCCUGGGAAAAGUGGCAUCCUCCCUGUUUUCCGCCGCUGCCAAGAUGACUACCGUACGUGAGCGACACAUUCUCGUUGUUCAGAAGGGGGAACCGAAGAAGUCUGGCCGCCGAAGCAAAACCAAAACCUUGUCCGUGAGCAGCUCCAGGGGUUCUCUGCUAGGGUCUAUUCUUGGCUCCAGACUUUCUGCAAUUUUAUCCCCAACGAAUCACUCGUCAUUGCCUGGAGUGAGUGAAGCCCCUGCAGCUCCCCCCCGAACGCAGCGCCGGUCAUUGGAUACAGUGAGCGAAGUCAUCCCUGAACAGUUUGCCAUGGUGUCAUCCCCAGGAUUAACUACUGGCACAGGAGGCAUUGAAGGUAGCUCCGCCCCUACUGAGCCUUCAGCUUCUAGCCCUACUAAUACUGAGGUAGAUCCCAUGCUGCUGGCCAUGCUGUGAGAGCACAUGUGCACCAUGGCAUUCUAGGAUGCACAUCCCUGCAAUUCCUGGCAAGUUAACUCAAAAGAGUUCUCGUCUUGCAUCAGUAUCUGGUCUCCUAGAGAAUGCAGAUGUUCAUUGGUUGGUUGAUUGACCAUUUUUGGUGUAUCAUGCCUGGAGUAAUGCGGAGAGUAUGCCUGAGCCCCGGAGCAGACACACUGUGUGUGGGAUUUUCCUGAAGUAUCUGAUGGUAGUUCCAACCGGCCUGUGUACCUCUGAUAGCAACAACCUUUGUUCUGUUCAAUUCAAAAGAGGUGUGACUGACUGAAGAGGCACAGUUCUCGCUGGUAAAUACCACUGCUGCAGGGUGCGGUGGUAGGUAGUAAUGGAGAGGGGGAGUUCCCUUGUUGGUUCUGGGCUCUGUCAGGAACGAGGGGCAGUCAAUCCCCCUUGUGAAGGGCAAUCAAUGCUGUCCCUCCUUGUUCAUCGGUUUCAAUGAUUUUGCUAAACCACCAGUGCGUUCCCAGCUAUUUUUCUCUGUCAUGGCUACUUGCAUGCCACAACUUUCAGGGGUCAGCUGCUGGAGCAAAAUGGCUGGCGGCCCGCACUGGUUCAUUUUGUUCAGCACGCAGGGAGAUCCGAGCCCCAGGAAAAGUGCUCGGAAGUACUGGCGGUUUAACGAGUGCUUUUGUUUCUCCUUGGAGUUGAUUGUUUCAGUGAAGGCAGGUGACGAGGUGGUGAGAGGCUGGAUCUGAUUUCUUGCUUAGCCGGAGCUGGGUAAUGGCUCCAGCAACUUUACCGCGUCGAAUUGCAUUUCUGAGGUCCCGGUCUUUUGUGGAAGUGCUGAAAUAAAUCUGUGUUUUCCCCCAAAAAGGGGAAGACAGGGCUGAGGGGAAAGUACGUACAGUAAAGAGGAAACAUAUACAUGCAAGGGGUCAGCACACAUGUUAGCAUCAUACCUUUAAUCAUUUUGUUGCAAACGGCACCACUCCCUUUUUGUGACUGCCCUCUUGACCUGGGUCAGUUUCUGUAGAUGGAAUGAAAAACUGUAGGUGUC
This is a messenger RNA of Chara braunii, 4381 nucleotides long. The record is from the annotation of a GenBank genome assembly. NCBI's taxonomy places the organism in Eukaryota, Viridiplantae, Streptophyta, Charophyceae, Charales, Characeae.